AUGGUUGUGUCUGGGGUAGCGCUUGGUGCUAUUGCGCACCCAAGACCCGUUCGCUCUGUUGCUGUGGACAACCCCUGUAAUAUGGUGCUAACAGAAGAUCCUAUGGAGCCUUCCGACUACAUCAGCAGACUAACUGACAUACAGACCAGAUCUGAGGGUAUCGAGCUUGAUGCCCAGGGUAUGAAGACACAGCUAAAAGAAUCUGGAAAAGUGAAUUCAUUUACUGCAACGAUUUUGGAUGUAUACAACUUCAUGGAUACAGAAGGAAUGACCAUAUCGCAAGAUACAAUUUCAGUAGCCAUAAAUAACCAGGUUGAGGCCUUACAGUCCCACUUCCAUUUCCUGUUACAAUACAUCCUCCAUAUCCAGGACAUUAAGGGCAACCACACUGUAUGGACGAACGCCGAAACCUCCAAUGCUGAACUUCUAAACGCCCUUGACCAUCUUGAGAACCAGAUUCGAAGAACAGCAUGCAGCGUCGUACUCGCACUUAGAGCCAAAGGAAGUGAUAUGCCCGAAUAUGAGCCGACGCUGCUAGACAGAUACACAACUUCUACUUUUCCCAAUGUUUACAAAGCUUAUAUUCUGGCGAACGACAGUGUCAAACUUGGCUCCUACCUAAAACAAAUGUAUGGAGAACUUUCAAAAGCAAACUAG
Mya arenaria is the source of this 657-nucleotide messenger RNA. RefSeq lists its product as uncharacterized. The record is from RefSeq and is a predicted model, not a curated record. The transcript has 3 exons. The coding region runs from base 1 to 657 and encodes 218 amino acids. NCBI's taxonomy places the organism in Eukaryota, Metazoa, Mollusca, Bivalvia, Myida, Myidae.